Trichoderma asperellum CBS 433.97 is the source of this 2476-nucleotide messenger RNA. RefSeq lists its product as uncharacterized. Gene Ontology annotation, cellular component: plasma membrane. The record is from RefSeq and is a predicted model, not a curated record. Lineage: Eukaryota; Fungi; Ascomycota; Sordariomycetes; Hypocreales; Hypocreaceae. Gene Ontology annotation, biological process: intracellular iron ion homeostasis; copper ion import; iron ion transport. Gene Ontology annotation, molecular function: ferric-chelate reductase activity.
CGUAGACCACCCUACGGGAUCAAGAUAUCAAGAUGCUGUCACGAAUACACUACCUCGUAUGCCUGCUUUUCGCUGUCUGUGCUCUGGCGGCUAAGCCCCUCGGAAAACAGGUUUGCGGUGCUUCUUGCUAUUACACGUUAAGCAAGGCCAAAUUCGCCUCUGAUAACACGACAGAGCAAACACUUUGCACUCACCCGUUGCGUGUCACGUCAACGUAUUUAUGCAUCUGGGAACACUGUGAGGAACAGGAAAUAGCACCAGGUAUCGACUGGUGGGCUUCGACAUGCAAGAAGUCUUCUAAGGUGGUCAACCUCAAAUCAUACGAAAGCGCCACCGCCAAUGUCACGCAAGCAUACAUUAAUAGCCUUCCCACUGUGGAUCAAGGGCAGAAGGCCAUCGUUGAUGCUGUGUCGAUGCCCUCGGAGUCGAAUUGGAACCAGGUUCAUCGAAGUGUCCUCACUUACUGGACUAACAUCGUAUACCACCAGAAGUUGAGAUGGAUCCCUUAUGCCUACUGGGGAUUGGUGCUUUUCCUGGGCACAGUCAGUCACGCAAUUGCAUCGAUUCCAGUGAAACGCUCAAACCAGCCAGUCCGAAAGAACAACGCAGCAGCGAAAAUAAAAGGAUGGUUCCAUCGCAACCUUAUGAUGGCACCUACAUUCUCAUACCAUCACCAUCAGCCCUUGGGAUGGUUCAUCGUUCCGCUUCGGCUGCAAUCCAUGGUCAUCGCUGGUUAUAUCAUCACCCAAAUAUUCAUGCUAGCUUUUCAUUACCCUGUGUUCUCAAAUAAUUUUUACUACAAAACCAUCACAGGCCAAGUUUGCCGAAUUUUAGGAGAUAGACUUGGUAUCUUCAUGACGGCUGAGCUGCCAUUACUUUUCCUUUUUGCUGGACGAUCAAACAUCUUCAUUUACCUCACCGGAUGGAGUUAUAGGACAUUCAGUAUCUUUCAUCGCUGGAUAGCACUGAUCUUAACCUUGGAGGGUGUUAUUCACGGUAUCGUAUUUUCAGCUUACUAUGUCAAUGAACAGGGAUGGGAUGGCUACCACGAGGAGCUGUCUUCUGAUCCCACUUUCCUUUACGGACUUCUUAUGGUGAUUUCAUUGGGAAUUUCCGCAGCUUUUGCCAUUGGCCCUAUUCGCAACCGAAUCUACGAAUUUUUUAAAGCCACUCACAUUUCGCUGACGGCUGUCUUCAUUGCCGCAUUGUUUUAUCACAUCAAGGACCAAUUCAAAGGCAUGUACAAGGUCUGGGUUUGGGCUUGCGUUGGCCUAUGGGCAGGUGAUCAUGUCCUUCGUCUGCUGCGAGUUCUUGUCAUGAAUUAUAAGACGUUCCUCGGACAAGGCUCCUUAGCAAUGGCUAGUUACAGCGAAGAGACUGGCAUGAUUCGACUUCAGGUCAAGCCUUCUAUCAACAGCAGCCGCCAAACUCCGGGAACUUAUUAUUUCGUAUACUUUCCAGGAAUGCGCUUUUGGGAGACACACCCAUUCACUUUGGCUGGAAGGUCCAGGCAGAUUGAAGAUGUUUCAACAUACAACAGCAGCAGCGAUCAGCCAAGCGACAAGGAGAAGGGCACACAAUCUCCUCGCGUGACCGAGUUGAACUCGGAACAAGGCGAUACGCACAUGACCUUCAUGAUCCGCCCUCGGGAUGGAAUGACUCAAAGACUACGAGACAAACUAGUGAGCAAAGGUGAAUCCGGCCCGCUUCGUGUCAGGGUCUUCCUUGAGGGUCCAUAUGGUACUCCUGCGCGCCUCGACCAUUUCGACGAUAUUCUCUUCAUUGCCGGAGGCAGUGGAAUCACGACAGUGCUGCCGUACCUCCGUAUGUUCUUCGAAGACCAAGCAUCUCAAACACCUCCGAGUGUGCACCUAGCUUGGGCCGUGCGAGACGAGGGUUUCGUUCGAGACGUGCUUGCCAAUGACCUCAGAGCUACUGAGGGAUCUGCCUUGGCAGCAUCGAAACUUAGCAUGGAGUUCUACAUCACUUCGGGAGCUUCGGGAACUUCUACUCCUACACCAGUGUCAAAGGAAACAGGAAAUGCCAUUUCUGACACUAGGUUCAAGAGAAUGCGUCCUGAUAUUCACUCGAUGAUUGACAACUUUGUAAACCAAUCUCAAGGCCGAGCGGCCGUAUUUGUCUGCGGCCCGGCUGAGAUUGCUGACACAACACGGCAGGCCGUGAUUAGGCAGACAAGGAAAGUUCACGUUGACGUUGAGCUCUUUGAAGAGAUGUUUGUUUGGUAAAUGGAGACCGAAGCGGGACUGCGGUCAAUGGGCAAAUUGGGUUUAAUGAGGCGUAUCAAAAGAUUUGGCGGUGUACAUGGUGGGCUAUAUCAUAUGCAUUGAUUGGGAAGAAUAGAAACAGUAAUGGAAUUUCUAGCAGCCUCUCGGCGCAUAUACUUUUCAGGUGUACGUACUUUGUAGAUGUUCGUGGAAGAAGUGAACACAGGUAAGUAAAUACCAAGAGAGUGGAG